Molecule: messenger RNA, 369 nt
Organism: Adineta ricciae
Lineage: Eukaryota; Metazoa; Rotifera; Eurotatoria; Adinetida; Adinetidae
Source: the annotation of a GenBank genome assembly
AUGACAACGUUUCUUACUCUAACUCUUUCUAUAUUAGCUGUUAUUACUCUCAUUGUUGCACUUGGUCUUAUCAUGGCGUAUACUUUUAUUAAGAGAACCGAGCGAGGCAAAGUAUCUACAAAUGUGUUUUCCAGUCAAUUAUCAAGUACCGUUAUCGAUGUUGAUGAUUUACCAGAUACUCAGCAGAAACAAGGCAUAACAGUCAUAUCUAACGAUAUCAUUGACCACAGCUCACAUCGACAUCAGCAUUUACAGAGAAGAACGAUAUCUGUUAUUGAUUCGGUACCAAGCGCCAUAGACCAAAGCACGAUUGUACCUGAUAUGGAGAUAGUUGACCCUUUAACCGAGAAGAUCACAUUGGAAUAUUAA